UUUCCUAUCGAUACAAUUAUAAACACGUCGUUGUUAUUAGUGCACUUGGGUUGGAGCUAAAAACACGCGGACGCCCUGGAAUAUUGUUUCCUCGUCCGAGACGCGCCCCGGGACGAAACGUCCGGCCCUGGCCCCCGGGUAACAUAAAUAACACGUAGUAGAUUAUAAUAUGGUAUUUAUAUUUACUCGGUAAACGACGAAUAUUCGACGAACGAUAUUUUGACGGUAAAUAUUGCCGGAGCCGCCGUGGCCGCCGCGAUUGUUUUCCCAGUUGCCAUUUCAGCCGCGCCUUCCGUAUGUGAACAUCUGUGCGUGUUGCCGACGACGCGGACGGGGUGACACACUGUCACCCUGCGAUCGAUUCCCGGUCCGCGGACGGGCGAUAGGGGUAGGGUAGGUACCUAUACGGAUAUUGUGCAACGUCGUCCGUCCGGCAACUGCAUCUGUCUCGUCGACCGGACGACGAUUCCCUGUACGGCCGAUUUACCUACCUUAAUGCCGUCCCGCCAAGUGGACGGACCGCGCGAUUACCUUGAAAACCGAUGAUUAAUGUGCACGGUGACGACGGCCAGUGUUCCUCAUCCGCCGCUAGGCCGACGCAACGCGGUGGCGGACGGACGGACGUCUUUGUGUUCGGUGCGCGUCCGAUAGGCCGUAUUCGUAGAUGGGUACACUCGGCAAUGGUGACGACACCUACUAUCGUCCGCUUAGAUCGUACACUUAAAAAUAAUGGUAUAUUUUUAUAUACGAUCCAAGUGUCUGUACGGCGCGCAAUACGCCGUGUUCGUACGCAACGUCCGUCGACGGUGGCGGGGAUGGAUGCGCGCUGCUUUCCUCAAGAUACUAGAUAAUACAACAUAAUACAAUAUAAUAUCGUUGUUGAACAACUCGAUUCUGUUGUUGUUACAAUAAUAAUGUUAAUAAUACAUAAGUAAAAUAAUAUUACGAAGCUACAUACGUACAUACGGUACACACACAAACACACAGACGCGCGUACGACACGUCACUCACGGCCACAGCGAGUGCACGAGUAACGUACGCCCGGAGCCGAACGCAACUACUGCUGUGGUCGUCUGCUGCUAGAAGUCGGACGAGGCAAGAGAGCUGCUGCUUGCUGCUGACGGCCGCUGCUGCUACGGCGGCGGGCCGACGGGAAUUUACCGUCGUCGGCAAGAUCGACGAGGAGUCGGGUGACUACGAGCGAUAACGCUACGUCGCCGUGUUUACGUGAUAAAAAACUGCGGCCGACGAUAAAUCUCUUAUCAGUCGCGUCGUUAUCACCGCCGCCGUCGCAACAACCGUUCGACACUCCGUCCGUCCGUCUGCCGUCGCCGUGCCGCAUCCCGCAUGUCCGCAUCCACGUAUACACACGGCGCGCCGUUUUUUCAACAACCGCAUUAGCUAGUAAGUCGCGCCGCUGGUAUUUAUUUUUUCGCCGCCGCCGCUCGACAUAGGUACGCGGCUGUGUUAUUUACCCUGUCGAGUUCGACGCGCCCGGGCACGCGUAUAGUACGCGACGGCUGCUUUCCGACACGGUUUUCGCGUCUUUCCGCGUAGGCCGCUGCCGUUGUUGCACUAGGUACGUCUACAACUAGAUAAUUAAUUAUUCUGAUCCGCAGCGCGCCGCCUGCCGCUACGCGCCACGAGGUAUACAGCCGGACGACGGCGACAAAAUUACAUCACGCAGAACGUACGCCGCGGCACUCCGUUCCGUCGUUUACGAAAACCGCGACAACGACAACUGUCGUUCUCGAGUCUCGCCCACAAUAUACCGGCAGAUAUUAUGAACACCGACGUUCCAGACGUCGCGACCGCCACAUCGAUCACCGCCGUGGCAGUUGCCAUAUCGACCGCUGUCAAAUAAUCGUAUACUUGCGCCCGAGGUUUGUACCGUCCGCUCGCCGAGUUAUAUUAUAAUUAAUUGCUAAUUACAAGUUAUUACACACUAUGCCCACUUAUAACCGACUUAUCGCCCAUUCACCGUCCUUGUCGAACGGUCCCGCAACUCGAAUAAAACCGUCGUUUCCGAGUUGACACCCCGGAGACGAUAACGUCGCGUGUACCGUAUUUUAAAUGCCGGCCCCGAGAUGUGGUUAUUGUGUCUACGCAGCUGCGAAACGUAAUAUUUCUGAUAUCAUGGAGUGUCACCGUUCGUUCCGUUAUCAGAAUGUCCCGGAUACACUUACUAAAAAACCGGCGGUUAUUCAACACGUUGGUAAUUAUUAAUUAACGAUAUCGACAUGUACAAUUCGACAUGUCCAGUGGCGUAAUUGCAUUAUUAUUAGACAUUAUGCACGUCGGCGGUGAGUUGUAAUAACUCGUCGGCGAGUACGCACGUAGGUUAAUAGGUACGUAUACUUUGGGUGCAUUGGCGAUAACGACACAAAUAAUAACCGGAACAAUCAGUGACGACGACGAACAAUAUUUUACGGCACGCGGCGCGAACACGCACGAAAAAAUUAUGAAAAAAACACAUAUGAUUUCGUUGUUUGAUAUUUCGAUGUGUUACACAAAUAUGAACGCAAAUAAAUCGAAGGUCGGUAAACGAUAUCUGUCUUUUUUAAAUAUUAUUAUCGUCGUAGACAAUACCCAUAUUGUACUUAUAGGCUUAUCCGUUAUAAUCGCAAUCUGUCCAAUUAAUCCAAUUAAUUUUAAUAUUGGUACCUAUCAAAUAUUUCGUAGACAAUUACGGCGUGGAGUUAAACGCGAAUUGCAUUUUUUCCCGGGUGUUUUUGAAUCUUGAGUGUUAUGUUCCAAUCACGAAAUUCGUUUCAUACGUCAAAGAUUUAAAGAAACGAGACUUUUAUUUUUCAAUUUGUAUAGCAUUUUAUUUUAUUUUUUUUUUUCGGUUCCCUAUUAUUAGCACAUAUUUUAUUUUUCAUAAUAAUUUACACGAAUAAAUAAAACUUAAACAAACACUUGGGUUAAAUUCCAUAUAAAAUAAAUAUUUUACAUUAUCAUACAUUUUCUAUUUUCAUUACCUAUUAUAGUUUUGACCUGUGUGGCUGUGUACCAUGGUGGCUGCUCGACGAUCAACCAUUUGGGGCCAUGUAAAUAUAUAAUAUUAAUAUUUAUACAUAAAUUGAUAAAGAUAGAACAUGUCGUUUGCAUUUACGAAUACAUUAAUCUCGAUAAUAUUUUUUUCCAACUUCUCACCUACAACAAUGGCCAUUGACGGAUUUAUGGGGAGGGAGGAUGGUCCAGGAGGUCUGGACCCUCCUCAGACACUCAUAUAAUUUCAAUCAAAUGUCGUCCAAAACAGAGGCAUCUAUUAAAUCUUUAUUUAAUAGAUGAAAAAAACGACAGAAAAUGUCGAAAAUUUGCUACUGACAUUGGCUGCAACCGUGUGCGAGUAUGUCAAUCUUUUUUCCUUUUUUUUUUUUAGAGCAUUUAAAUCCACGCCUCAAUUAUAAAAUUAUAAUAUUUUUAAAAACUUUGUUCUCGUCGAUAAAAUAACACGAAUUUUGAUUUGCAUACGUUUAAAUAGUGAAAGAAAAGAAAAUCUCGCUAAUAUUGAUAAAUACGACAACAUAAAACAACACGGGGACGCGGACGUGAUAAUAAUUUCUAUGAUAAUUUAUUAGGUACCUACGUAAUUAACCGGGUUAUGAAAUAAUAAUUAAACCGGGCUACGAAAAAUAACAUGUACUAGCGACUGGCUGCAGAAAAUUGCAAUAUUUUAGAUUCUGAGCGUAGCGUAUAAUAGUAUGUGUAUGUCCAUUAGGUUUCACUAUAUUUUUUUUUUUGUUUUUACCAGAAAUCUUGCUGUGAUCAUAAAAAUCAGGGGUGGUUUUUUUUGAUAGUAAAUUUUGUUUAUUCGUGUAAUUUGGUUAAAAAUAAUCGUACGAGCCCUGAAUUGCACCGAAUACUUCAAAUUUCCCAUGUGUUCUGGCGAUUUUUGAGCUAUUAUUUUCUAUACAUUUUAAAUUAUUAAAAUUUUUCUUUUUGAUUUUAUGCGUGUCAAGUUAUUUUGGCUGAGCAAAAAUGUUUGAAAAUCGAAUACAGGUUCAUCAUAGUGCGUAUCAGUUGAACGUAUUUUUAUAUAAGCGUUUAAAAUUCAAAUUUUCAUAAAUACUGAUCAAAGGACAUGGAAGUUAGAACCCGUCAUAAUUUUAUCUAAAACCUCUAUUUCCAAAAGACAUUUUUAUAAAUACUCCCCUGGAUGUGUGUGUCAUUGUUUAAAAUAACCUAGUACAAUUGUAUUUUUCGUGUGUUGAAUCGAAAGUUUAAAAAUUUGUUUAUUGUGUAGAUACAUUUUUCCGCGUUAAAAUACAUAUUAUAUUUAACUUUUUCGUUUUUUGGGACACAGCUGUUAAAUAACCAUAGAUAUUUAAUAAGGUGUAUAUUUUGGAUAAUUUAUGCAUUUAAGUGGUUUUGUCUUUCGAAAAAAAAAAAAAAAAAAAAAAAUGGAGCAAUAUUUCUAGUGGAAAACAAAAAAGCGUACAAAUUUAAAAUAAUGAAAUCGUAAAGCAAUCAAUUUGUCAGUUUUCAUUAUACGUCUUUUUCCCCGGUUUUUCGGAUUUAUUAUAAAUACUACCUAGAAAACCAAAAACAACUUACUUCACGAUCAACUAGAUCCAAAAGUCCAAAAAAAAUUUCUCGGUACUUUUCGGUUAAAGCAAUAUUUUUAGUAGAACAAGUUCGCGAACAUUUAAAAAAUUAAAAUUGGUACUGCUAAUAGAUUAUCGCCGUUGAGCACCGUAAAUAUUUACAGUUUACCUAUAAUUUUGUUUCCGGUUUGUCCAAUUAUUUUGAAAACCCUUUGGAAAAUCGAAUUUUAUUCAAAAGAAACAGGGGAAUAUGUACAAAAUAUAUUACUAAAAUUUACGAUUUUUUUUCCUGUGUACAACUUUUCUAACAAGAAUUUUGCUCCAACUUAUAAUGAUAGCAAUGUUUCUAAAAAUAAAUUUUACUGGGGAGGUACUUUAAGGAGGUCAUUUUUCGAUUUUCUUAAGAAUCUUCCUAGAAAAUGUGAAAACCCGAGAAAAACGGUACAGCAUUAAACAAAUAUUAUAAAGAAAAUAUAUAAAGCCUAUUUAAUUAUUUUACUAUAAAAUGAUAUGUGUAUAUUGUGGACAAAGCAUAAUUUUCAUAUGAACUCCGCUCAGAAUCGUUUUUUCGUAAGCAAUGGUUUAUCGUUGCUUACAGGUAUACAUUAAAUUAACUAUAACAGUGGCUUCACUAGUCCCCAUUAUCCUAGAACUUUUUUUAUGCAUAUUGUGUAUAUACCGAUAGAAAAAUAAUGCUAAAUAUUUAUAUUUAAUUAAUUUUUUUUUUUUUAUUCCAGAAUAUUUCUUCCCGACGUUUAAAACUAACGACAUACCAGAACAACUACUGCUACUAUUAUAUUUUAUUGGUACAUAUUUAAUCGAGGGCAUCAACUUCUAAACUAAGUACAAUGAUUCCAUUAUCGUCCUCCACGUCACAGAGAAAGUCGAGUGUGGCGGCCAAAAUGACAAGUGGCUCAGUCGGAAUAACUAAUGCUAACAGCCUCAUGGCCAAAGUCAAGGAAGGUUUGCGUGCAGUAGUUUCGGAUUCGAACGCCCGAAAUUUAAUGGGUUUCCUGGCCUUAAACUUUUUUUUCGCUUUCGUCGAACUCACUUAUGGUAUACUGACCAACAGCUUGGGCCUGAUAUCGGAUUCGUUUCACAUGUUCUUUGACUGUACCGGUUUAGUGGCCGGCCUGGCGGCACAGGUGGUUAGCCGAUGGCCAGCUGACGAUUCUUACGCGUACGGCUACAAGCGCGCCGAAGUUCUGGCCGGAUUCGUGAAUGCGCUGUUCUUGUUGUUCAUAGCGUUUUUCAUAUUGACAGAAGCAGUUGAACGUGCCAUUGAACCGCCCGAAGUGCAUCACGAUCGUUUGUUCGUAGUCAGCGUCCUAGGGCUACUCGUCAACCUUGUUGGCAUAUACGUAUUUCAGCAUGGUGGCCACGGACACAGUCAUGGUGGUUCUGGUGGUCACGGACAUAGUCACGGCGGUUCUGGUGGCCACGGGCACAGCCACGGUGGUUCUGGCGGUGGCGGUCACGAUCACAGCCAUCACAAUGACGGUCAUCAUCAUGGUACAGGAAUUGAAGACUCCUACAAUCGGCAUCAUCACGACCAUCAAGUGUCCAUUUCGAUAGGCGGAGGUAGUCAAAACAACACUAUGCCAUCGCAGACUGGCAACCAGAAUCAAAAUCACCUGAUGAAAGGUGUGCUACUGCACAUUUUGGCCGACACUUUGGGCAGUGUAGGAGUAGUAAUAUCUGCUCUUUUGAUGUGGGCCUUCGGCUGGAUGCGUGCUGAUCCAGUGUGCUCAAUAUUCAUCGCUGUCCUAGUUGCUGCCUCCGUUUGGGGUUUACUCCGAGAUUCCGCUCGUAUACUAAUGAUGCGCACGCCUGUCGAACUUGAUGAUGAGCGACGCGUACUAGACUCGUGUUAUGAACGGAUACGCCGAUUCCAUCCAGCCGUGCUGGGUAUCCAGGAACCUCGAUUCUGGACUUUGUGCGCGGAUUCUUAUGCGGGUAGCAUUAAGAUUGAGGUGAGAUCCGGGAAUGCAGGCCUCGGUAGUACUAGUGGUGUCGGUGGGAAUGAUUUCAGCACAUCGAUGGUAUCACAGUCACCGUCACCUUUGCCUUUCGGCACCCAAUUGAACCAACAACAAGACCAAAAUACUGCCAAAAUUGUGUAUGAUCGUGAUCAAUUUUCCAACCGUUUGGUGAGGUACGCGCAACAAGUGUUCGGAGCUGUAGGAGUCCGACAAAUCUAUGUGCAGAUCGACUAUACUACAGAUGAUACAAUUGGAAGCAUAAGUCUACUAAAUCACGAUCCACAUCACCAUCAACAUAACAUCAAUGAUAACCAACGGCAAAGCAACUAUGUUCAGCAACAGCAGCAGCAACAACAAUUUCAGACAUACAGCCAACACAAUAUGCAACAACAGCAACCACAGUACACCAAUCCACUUCUUAUGAUGUAAUAUCAAUGUCAUUAGAGUUUUAAAAAAGUGGUAGGUCAGAAGACCAAAAACCAACAAGCAUAUACAAAUGGCCAGCAGCUACCCACAAUGACUCAAACAAACAGCUCAUAUUGUAUUUUUUUAUUAAAAUUAUUAUUAUAAUUAUUAUGCAUUCCGUUAUUACAAAUAUUUAUCUAUUUCUUGUUGCAUGGAUUAAUGUCAAAAAAAAAAAAAAUGUAUAUAUAUAUAUAUAUAAUAUGUAGUUUUACAAUAAUUAUUGAUUUUACAUAUGAUGUUUUGAAUUAUUCAAAAUAGUUUUAUUUUAUUUUUUUGAUAUUGACCCUACUUGCAUUAUUUGUAAAAUAUAUAUUAUAUAUUAAUAAAUUAAAAAUAAAAAUAUUGUUUAUUUGUAAAUGCAUAAUAAAAGAG
Molecule: messenger RNA, 7369 nt
Organism: Cinara cedri
Lineage: Eukaryota; Metazoa; Arthropoda; Insecta; Hemiptera; Aphididae
Source: the annotation of a GenBank genome assembly